GGCGCGUGGGCCCGGGCAGCGGAAGGCUGGGUCCCCAUCGGCUCUCGCCCGGAACACUGUGUGGAUCCCAAGCUCCCGUCCGCGGUUCACGGGCUUUUUCCACUCGGCCCGAAUUUUUGCUCCACCUCCGUCUUUUCCGGAGUCUGAGGUCAGAAGUGCAACGGAGCCUGCCCCUCGGUGGGGAGAGGAGUUUAUUUAGACAAGUUCAGUGACUCCACAGUGAGAGCCACGAGAGUCGAUGCCCUCACCUUGUUGUUUUUCUCCUUUUUUUCUUUUUAACCUGUGGCUUCUGCUUUUUGAAAGUUCUACCUCCUAAGUUAUUUUGGCAAGUACUCAGUAUCUCCUGUGUGGGAGGAGCUGCCAGAACCAAGUUACUUUUCAGAGACGCUGCUUUGGGGCAAACACUGGGUAGGAGCCGGGCAGAGCGAACCUCGUCUUUCCCCUCGAGGAGCUACUGGCGUGAAUGGGGAGCCCAGGUCCUCUCCUCGGCUGUUGUGCACUGCUAUGAAACAGAACACUGGCCAGAACUUGGAAGAGGACACGGGUCAGAAUGAACAGAAGACAGAUGCUCCCUCUGCAGAGAAGAUCCUCUUGGAAGAGAAGGUCAAGUUAGAAGAGCAGCUGAAGGAGACCACGGAAAAAUAUAAGCGAGCUUUGGCAGAUACUGAGAACUUGCGGCAGAGGACCCAAAAAUUGGUGGAAGAGGCAAAAUUAUAUGGCAUUCAGAGCUUCUGCAAGGACUUACUAGAGGUUGCAGACGUCUUGGAGAAGGCGACACAGUGUGUCCCGAAAGAAGAGAUUAAGGAUGAUAAUCCUCACCUGAAGAACCUGUACGAGGGGCUCGUGAUGACCGAAGUCCAGAUCCAGAAGGUGUUCACAAAGCACGGCUUACUCAAGCUGGACCCGCUGGGGGCCAAGUUCGACCCCUACGAGCAUGAGGCCCUAUUCCACACCCCGGUGGAGGGGAAAGAGCCAGGCACGGUGGCACUAGUUAACAAAGUGGGGUACAAGCUGCACGGGCGCACCCUGAGACCCGCCCUGGUGGGGGUGGUGAAGGAAGCUUAGCUGCCUCUGAGGGCUUUGGUGGGUCGGGGGCAACCGUUGGCUUUACCUCUUGAAAGGCUUGUUCAUCUUUUCUCAUCUAAAUACUCUUGAGUUUUUCCCAAACCUUGUUGGAAAGCGUUAGUGAGCAGUGGCUACGAGAAAAUUAAGCCAACUGCACAGCUGCGUUACCGAACUCUAAUUCAGGAGCCUGUUGGUUUUGGUUUUUAAUACACAUUUAGUAAUAGUUCCAUAAGCGUACAGAACAGGCCGAUGGGAGACUACUGGGCCCUCAAGUACGUGAAUAAUGCUACAUCACUCAAACUCUGGUGACGUCAUUCCCAGUGAAUAAAAAGGUCUGCGGGAAUCCCGCUGUCUGACUGGCUGGCCUGCGUCUCGCUGCAGCGGGCGGGCUCCGGGAGUGCUUAGCCCAGCACGUUGCACUCAGUGAAGGGAGGCAAGAGUGGCUAAGAAAACCUGUAUGCCCUGGUCAAGACCAUGCGCUCGCUUAUCACUGCUGUCCAGCUGCUGAAAAGGACCAGCUUUGGGCUUUUCCUUGGAGGUGUGCAGUGAGCAGACACACCUUAACCGUUCUCACCACCUUAUUUUGCCAGUAACUGAAUUUGAGAAAAUCAGAUACUUGACCCGUUUUGUUCAUCUAUUUGUAGAAAUGUUUAAAUCUUAUAUUCAGCUAGUUACUGAUGACCUGAAAAUAUUUUCCUUAAUAAGCUGGACUUUCUCAAAAUCGGAGGACUGCAUGCUUGGUAAAUGUUAAUGUUAAAUUUUUAAAUUUUAUUUAAGAGGAUUAAAGCCCUAAGAUGUUUA
Messenger RNA from Hipposideros armiger (great roundleaf bat), 1866 nucleotides. It is a transcript of the gene GRPEL1, whose product is annotated as GrpE like 1, mitochondrial. Bases 505 to 1065 code for a protein of 186 amino acids. Gene Ontology annotation, biological process: protein import into mitochondrial matrix; protein folding. Gene Ontology annotation, cellular component: PAM complex, Tim23 associated import motor. The record is from RefSeq and is a predicted model, not a curated record. Gene Ontology annotation, molecular function: adenyl-nucleotide exchange factor activity; protein homodimerization activity; protein-folding chaperone binding. NCBI's taxonomy places the organism in Eukaryota, Metazoa, Chordata, Mammalia, Chiroptera, Hipposideridae. The transcript has 4 exons.